AUGGUCGCCUACAGCUUCAUCGCCUCUGUGCUCGGCCUCGCCGCCCUCACCUCGGCCUCUGAUUCUCCCACCUACACCGGCUGGACCCGCGUCUGGCAGGAUACCUUUGCUGGUCAGGGCUCUACGCUGCCCAAUGAGAACAACUGGAACAUCAUCAACGCCAAGCUCAACGUCAACAACGAGCUCGAGACGUACAAGCGUAGCACACGCAACGUCCAGCUCUCGGGCGGUAAUACGCUCCAGCUCGUCCCCUGGAACGACAACGGCGACUGGAGCUCGGGCCGCAUCGAGUCCAAGUACACCUUCACUCCUACUGACAAGAAGAUCACCCGUGUCGAGUCGUCUAUCCGCUUCGGCGGCAAUGCCCAGAAGAACAAGCAGGGUAUCUGGCCUGCUUUCUGGAUGCUCGGCGACUCCAUCCGCCACGGCACCAGCUGGCCCGCUUGUGGUGAGCUCGACAUCAUGGAGGUCAUCAACGGCCAGCUUACCGGUCACGGUACUAUGCACUGCGAUAGAUACCCUGGCGGCAUUUGCAACGAGGGCAACGGUAUCGGCUCUGCUGUCAGCAUGCCUAACCAGGACUGGCACACAUGGCGCAUCGAGAUUGACCGUAGAAACUCGGACUGGAAGCAGCAGAGCAUCACCUGGUACUUUGAUGGCAAGAGCUACCAGACCAUCACGGGCUCGCGCAUCAACAACCAGGGUGUCUGGAACUCCGUCGCCCACAGCUCCCUCUUCAUCAUCUUCAACGUUGCUGUUGGCGGUGGCUGGCCCGGAAACCCCAACGCUGAUACCCUCGACGGCUACGGCGCCAUGUUGGAGGCUAGCUACGCUGCUCACUACGUCAGCAACUAA
[Torrubiella] hemipterigena is the source of this 855-nucleotide messenger RNA. The record is from the annotation of a GenBank genome assembly. Lineage: Eukaryota; Fungi; Ascomycota; Sordariomycetes; Hypocreales; Clavicipitaceae.